UAAAGACAAAAACGCCUGAUUAUAAUCAUUCUGACCCUCCAUUUUUUAUCCCCUUAACAUCACCACAUCACAUCGCAUUAUUCCAUCUCCAUCGUUACUGCAAACUUUAAGCAAACAAUGGAUUCAAAGGAAAUUGAAUAUCAUGUCCCAAUGUUUUUUAAGGUCUACAAAGAUGGCAGUAUCGAAAAGUAUGGUAAACAUGAUUAUGCCCCUCCUUCCGAUAAUCCAAUCACCGGUGUUCGAUCCAAAGAUAUAGUUGUCAUACCGGAGAACAAUGUAAAGGUACGCCUUUACCUUCCUAAAAUCACCCAAAAUGAUGAUCAGAAAUUUCCACUCCUUGUGUAUUUCCAUGGGGGAGGGUUUGUGAUCGAAUCGGCGUUUUCUUCUUACUAUCAUAGUUAUCUCCACUCUCUAGCUGCAGAAACCAAUGUACUUAUCGUAUCCGUUGAGUACCGAUUAGCCCCUGAACACAAAAUUCCUGCCUGUUAUGAUGAUUCCUGGGCUGCUAUGAAAUGGGUCUCUCAGCAGGCCAAUAGCGAACAGGGAACUGAACCAUGGCUGAAAAAUCACGCUGACUUCUCCCUAGUUUUCUUGUCAGUUGAUAUGACCCCUUUUUUCGUCCUCUACAAUAAUGGCACCAUCAAUCGACUCCGUCCAGCAGACAAUGCUCCGCUUUCGAACGAUCCAGAAGCUCCUGUCCGAACUUGUGUAUCAUGAAACGUAAUAAUUUCAACCCGUUCCACUGUGCAU
Molecule: messenger RNA, 750 nt
Organism: Solanum pennellii
Lineage: Eukaryota; Viridiplantae; Streptophyta; Magnoliopsida; Solanales; Solanaceae
Product: 2-hydroxyisoflavanone dehydratase-like
Exons: 2
Coding region: 118-717 (199 amino acids)
Molecular function (GO): hydrolase activity
Source: RefSeq, a predicted model, not a curated record